AUGUCUGUGAAUGACGUGAGUCACAAACGAGAGAAAUAUGAGGGCCACCUGCGCGAUCUAAUAUUACUUCUUUUUGCGCAGCCCGUGAAACGCGGCUUCUGCAGUGAAUCAAAACGAGCGCUUGCUGUGCUUGUGUGCGGUUUUUCUGUCGUAGAAGUCUCUCCCUCCGGGAAUCAUGCACCUCGUGAGCAAGAUCAUCUGUGGUUAAUGGGUAGGCUCUUAGCUCUGUGCAAUCACCUCGCUCAUUCCGUUUUCAUGCCUAAACACCCUGUAAAGCACACAACACUACAGCUUUUAGAAGGCGUUGCAAAUCCAGCGGAGCCCCUCUCGUUCACCGUGCUUUUCGACUUCUCGACGUGUAACGGACUACGUUUUUGCCUGAGAAGCUUCUCGCUUUGGCAUCUGGUCAGCCUCACCAUGCAACCUCCAAAGACCGAAUGCCAGAUGCAGCAGGAGCAGUCAGACGAGCUGUUUGCGCGUCAGCUUCAAGAACAGCUGAACAGUUCACAUGGUGUUGUUGAUGUUCCGCCUCCGCAGAGCGGACCGUCGAAGUCAGUCCAGGAGGCCGCCGAUGCUGCUUACGCUCGCCAGCUUCAACAAGAGAUCGACCUUCAAGAAGCCGCCACCGAUGUAGGUGCCUCUAGAGCAAGUGAUGAAGAUAAGAUCCCCGUGGAGUGCCCUGCUUGCACCUUUGUUAACUACAUGAAGCCAUCUAGGUCGUCGAAGCACUGGAAAUGUGCUCAGUGCAGCGGACCUUUGAUGGAAAAUGCAUCGCACUCGAGCCCUGUCUCCCACAAAGACCUCGUGGAGUGCAGAGUGUGCCAUUCCCUCAACAAGCUCCCCUCGACGAAGUCCGAUGUUGUUCUAUGUGGUGGAUGCUAUCAGGAGCUCGGCUUGCCCCUGAGCAGCGCUUCACCUGUAGAGAGCGAAGAAAACCAGCGUACAGUGCAGCUUCGCUGUGGCCAAUGCAGCGUGAUCAAUGCUGUGACUGUCGGUGCCAAGGUGAAGAGAUUAGAGUUCAUAUGUGGUGGCUGUGGUGUAUUGAACACGAUGACACUUGAGUAA
Messenger RNA from Leishmania major strain Friedlin, 1065 nucleotides. RefSeq lists its product as hypothetical. NCBI's taxonomy places the organism in Eukaryota, Euglenozoa, Kinetoplastea, Trypanosomatida, Trypanosomatidae. The record is from RefSeq and is a predicted model, not a curated record. The transcript has a single exon. Bases 1 to 1065 code for a protein of 354 amino acids.